Chara braunii is the source of this 3821-nucleotide messenger RNA. NCBI's taxonomy places the organism in Eukaryota, Viridiplantae, Streptophyta, Charophyceae, Charales, Characeae. The record is from the annotation of a GenBank genome assembly.
GGGAAUCAUCAACACCUUUCUCGAGGGGGGGGGAGGAAGUGGAGGGGAGUGGUGGGUCGGAAGGGAAUGCAGCUGACGCCCGCCGCCGUCGAGCUCCGUUUGACCCGUCGUUCCGUUCAAAUGGAGGCAUCGUCUCAGCGGAGUCAGCGUCAUGAUCAGGAUCAGCUGAGGAAGUCCGCUGAGCAGAUGGUCCGAGAACGGAUUAACAUGCUGCCGCGUGGACGUGGAUCCGCGGAAUACGUUGUGCCAGCUGGUCAUGAGCGAGGUCAAAGACAAAGUCAAAGUCAAAGUCAAAGUCAAUCGCCGAGGACAGUGGGGUCGACUUCCCCGGUGACCAGGUUAUUACUGUGCGGUGAGAGACUGUUCACACCCCCUAGACUGUUCGCGACACCAUGUAGCGAAGUGGGAAUGGGGAUGGGGAUGGGGAUUGGAAUGGGAACGGGAGUACGGCAGCGGUCUCCCGACCGUCGGCCUUGUAUGACGUGGUGUCGUCAAGGCAACGAGCUCUUAACCAGCAUACGGGCUAGAAGCCCAAAGCUAUUGUCGGUUAUAAGUGCAAGCGGCCUACGGCGUCCAUCGCCAUUGCCAUCGACAGAGAGGAAGGACGUUCAAGACAGACACAGGUCGAGUAGCAGUGGCGGCAAAAUGGCUUGUCACGUCGAGCAGUCCUCUUCUCCGAGAGCAGCUUGUCGUCUUUCUGUCGGAAGGUGCGAUUCGAGAUCGGACGUUGUGCGACAUCCCACGUCCUGCUCAUCAUUGAUUGGCUCCGUUGCGACCGAGGUCGGAGCGAACGCAGUCGUCAUUGCGACUUUACCUCCUCCGAUGAUAGUCGGGAUCCCGAGUUCCAGUUCCAGCGAGGAAGCAGCAGCAGAAAAAAAGGCAAAUACUUCGGCUGCUGCCUGUUGUGCGGGGCACACGUCGCGCAGGUGGCAUGCAACGUCGCAUGCAACGUCGCAAAGUUGGUCAUCAGCUAUACUCCAGGCCAUGCCACUGCCCCCGUCGGCGAGUGGAGGUGCCGACCAAGAAGCAGGACAAAAGCGAGAAGAAGAUAAAGCAAGAUGUCUUCCUCCUCCUCCUCCUCCUCCUCCUCCUCCUCCCCCUCCUCCUCUUCCUCCUCGUUCUCGUCCUCCCACUUCGCAUCGUUAUGAUAACCACGUCCAGGUGAUGAUGACGCAGGUUGAGGGAGCACCUAGGUGUGGGAACGGACCAGGUGCGUCGGAAACUAGAAGAACGGGCCGCAGCGGAUUGCGCAGCCCGAGGUCAAAGGAGGGAUCUGCUGCUAAUAUACUCGAUGGAUUAGGAGGGGGAGGGAAGCUCGACACGCAGCAGCGACAGGGUGGUGAAGACUCUGAAGAGUGCGUUUUAUGUGGCCGCGUUGGUUUGUCUCCGCAUUUGUGUGAGGAGGCAUCGGCGCCGCCGGCGCUGCCGCCCGGGCAAGAGAAUGGCCAUUCGUCGAAAACGGAUGGCAGAUUGGAGCACCCCAAGGCCGUCCCCGCUAGUAGAAAAGACGUAAGAGACAAGUCGAAUGGUUGUUCUGACGAAUUGAAUCCUCUUUUUCACAGGCCAGCUUUAAUUAAGGGCAAGCGGCCUCCUGUGGCACUCGCCAUCGACGUUGAUAACCUUGACGUUCAAGAUUACACUGAUGGUGAUGAUGAUGAUGAUGAUGACGAUGACGAUGAUAGCGGUGGUGAUCAUGAUAACGAUGAUGUCGCCGGUACACCGGAUGGCUGCGCGGCGCGCUUUGGUAACGGGAAUGUGAGAUCACGGGACGAGUUCCCCACAGCACAGACUCGGAGUUCCGAGGCUCGAAGUCCCACAGAGACUCACCAAGGCCCUGAGAAAGGCAUCUUACCGAGGGUUGAUGGUGGAGCAAAGUCCCGAUCGCCAUCGUCGUCGACGAAUCCCCAAGCCGCUACUGAGCCUACUCAGACAGGUGCAAGCAAUCUACUGCCUGCCAGUGGCCGGAGCCAUGGCAGUGAAACUGCGGCAGCUAUGGGGGCGACUGUCGCUGACGAUGCAUUGUGGACUGUUUGGAGUCAUAUGGAGAUGAGUACGCCGGAUGCCUCGUUCCGGCUAGGUUCAUGGUCCAUCGUAGAGCCUAUGGAUUACGCUAUAAUGGCGACAGAUGACAGAAGUGCAGAUCGGAGCGGAAGCAACCAUGGUUGCCCCCAAGCCGCAACGCCAGGUCCGGGUGCUUCUGCUGCUGCUGCUUUCGUGGAAGCUGUCACUAGGUCGCCCGUGGGUGGUCGGUUGUCGUCAGCAAGUGGAGGAGGAGGAGGUCCUGAGUUCGACUCCAGUUCUUCAUCCGUAGCUGACUUUAUCAAGGCGGAGAACAUCUUUCCGUCUUUCGCUUGGACAAGCGGGUUGGCAGGAAGCCCACCUUCUUCAUCCUUUAUGUUGUCGCCCACGCCGAGGCCGUUGAUUGAUGCUGCGCCAAUCUGUUACGACCCGGGCGCCGCCGACACGGCCCGGCAUGGAGGAGACUCAGGAGAGGAAACUGUGGUAUUGGAGUGGCAUGGAGCGAUGAGUGACCAUAGCGGAAGAGAAGAAGGAGCGAGAGAGAGAGGGAUAGACGGGGACAAGCAGAAGAACGUGGAUCCUGCAAGUAAGCUACUACGCCCGGCUGCUGCCGUUGGCGCGAGUUGUAUUCCUGGCAGUGUUGCCUCACAAGGUACAUGCGAACCUGCGACAACUGGGAGCAGCACUGCUGUUGGAGCUGAUCAAAUUGGAUACAAGAUGAAGGCCGAUUGCCAGGAUGAUGAUGAUGAUGAUGAUGAUGAUAAUGAUAAUGAUAAUGGUGAUGGUGAUGGUGAGGAGCAAGGUGGAAGUGAUGGUGGUGGAAGUGGUCGCGGCAGCACUGAGUGGGAGGAGAAAGGGACGGAGGUUUCUUUGUCUUCUUUGCGGUCCGAUAGGAGGACUCCGAGGCAAGAGGAGCCUCCUCACUGCGUACCGCGGAGCGAAGUAUGUUUGGAGAGUUUGGUGGCUGCUGAAGGCGUGUCAGCUCCGGCUUCUCGGUCGGGAUCGCCAUCGACUACUGCAGUAGUCGAUCUUCGACCUCUUGCCUGCCACCUUAGCGGCUCGGAUUUCCCAAGUUCCGAUCCGCCGUCCGAUCUGCCACCGGAUAGCAGCAGGGAACGCGAUGAAGGCGAUGAAGGCGAUGAGGAGGGUCAGUAUCUGCUGCUGCCUGAAUCUGGAUGUUCGGGGACUGGUUCAAGGAAGUGGCUCCGGCAGUUUUAUAAGAAUGGUACUUGCUGGGAUGACGUAAUUUAUGAGAGGAGGAUGGACGGAGAGCUCGGCUGUGAUUCAAAAAAGGAUUAUGCUCGCAUGGUGGAGUGCGACGCAGCCAUCAUUCACUCUUGUGGGCGCUGCAAUGUCCAGUCCGCGAAGGUGCUGCCGGAGAGCACGGACCGUUGGAAAGAGGAAGUGACGAGUGAACAGAAUCUGCCGAGGCAGAGGAGGAGGUCGCCGGCAGACGUUGGUCGCGAAGAGACGGAUAGCUUGAGCCCAGUUCUGAUCUCCUUUGAACAGGCAGAACAGGCAGACGGCACCGUUAAUCUCCAAGUGGCGCCUUGGGCUAGGAUAAUUUCGAGGCGGAGGAUGUCUCCAGGUCAACAACAGGCGUCGGCUGCUGCUGAUGGCAAUGUCAGUUCCGAGGUCGCAGGUAAGCGCUGAUUUAUUUUAUAUAUACAUAUAUAUUUUUCCCCCACGUCCUAGGCUACCAGCCGGGCCGCCCGGGUCACCCUAUUUUCCCGGGCGGCCCGGCCGUGCAAGGGCCAGGGAAGGUCCCAGGCUCCCAGCAAAAACAAACAAUCCAAGAAAUC